AUGGAGUUAGAGAAGGUGAAAGCAGUGAAAUCAGUUAAGGUGUGCUCUCUAUGCGUUGACUCUAGCCAUAAGGCCCAGGAUUGUCCGAUCAUGACGGUAGUGCAGGAGAGUAGGUCUGAUCAGAUUCAGUCAGCAAAUUGGUUUCAACAGCCUCCCCAGUCCUUUGCACCACAGUCUCAGCACCAGUAUCAGCCACAUCCGAUUUCUCAGAACUACUCACCUCUAAGGUUUCCAUCUAAUGUUGCACUCGUUCCACCAAAAAGGUCUCUUGAGGAUACUCUUUUGGCACCUCAGCCUAAUCCUCAGGUAUAUCAGCAGCAACAACAGCUAGUGCAUAAUGUUUCAGGGGAUUCUAUUGAGACGACAAAGGCCGUCAUUACUUUAAGAAGUGGAAAGGAAGUCCCUCGACCCGAGAUAUCUACUGAGAGGCAAACAGUUGCCUCGACAUCGGAAGUUGCAGUGGAGUCAGACGAGGCCCAAGAGAAACCAGAGGAAGUAAGCCAAGAAUUGAAGAAGUCAGUUGAUGUGGAGGCCAAGACUAGUAAGGAGUACCGACCUAUGGUACCCUAUCCCCAUAGGUUGGUAGCUGGUCAAAAGAACAAAUAUCAUACUGAGAUUCAGAAGAUCUUCAAGCAGGCGAAAAUCAAUAUCCCACUUUUGGAUGCCAUUCAGCAGGUUCCUUCGUAUGUGAAAUUUUUAAAGGACUUGUGCACAGUGAAGAGGAAAUUGAAUGUAAAGAAGAAGGCUUUCUUGAUAGAGCAAGUUAGUGCAUUGAUAUUGAGUGAAACUCCUCAGAAACUCAGAGAUCAUGGUUCUCCCACCAUCUCCAUUAUGAUCGAUGAAUCUCGCAUUGGGAGAGCUCUACUUGAUUUGGGGAGUAGUGUGAACUUGCUACCAUUGUCGAUAUAUGAGCAGUUGGGGUUAGGUGAGCUAAAGAAGACCUCCAUUGUGCUACAGUUGGCUGAAAGAUCAGUGAAGACACCUAUCAUACUUGGACGCCCAUUCCUUGCUACCUCCAUUGCAUUGAUCAAUUGUCGAAGUGGAGUGCUGAAGCUCACAUUUGGGAAUAUGACAUUGGAGAUGAAUGUGUUCAAUGCUUGCAAGAUGCCUAGUGGUUGUGAUGACUCCGAGGUACUUGCAUUUGAUGUGAUAGAUGAUUUUGAUAUUUCAGAGUUGUUAUCUGUGUUUGGCUCUGAUAAUGCAUUUGAGAAUGACUCUCCUGAGCAGCCUGACGUUUUUUAUGAGACAAUUCCUUUGUCUAGAGAGUUGACAAAAUUUGAGGGGUAG
Messenger RNA from Malania oleifera, 1287 nucleotides. RefSeq lists its product as uncharacterized. Bases 1 to 1287 code for a protein of 428 amino acids. The transcript is spliced from 4 exons. The record is from RefSeq and is a predicted model, not a curated record. Lineage: Eukaryota; Viridiplantae; Streptophyta; Magnoliopsida; Santalales; Ximeniaceae.